This is a messenger RNA of Oncorhynchus mykiss (rainbow trout), 4385 nucleotides long. Its product is annotated as palmitoyltransferase ZDHHC20-A. The record is from RefSeq and is a predicted model, not a curated record. NCBI's taxonomy places the organism in Eukaryota, Metazoa, Chordata, Actinopteri, Salmoniformes, Salmonidae. Gene Ontology annotation, molecular function: palmitoyltransferase activity.
CCAGUCGGAGCUCGUAUUUUUUCUCCAAGUUCCCAGUUGUUUUGAACAGACUAAAUUCGGAGAUUUCCGAGUCCCAAACUCCCAGUGGUUUUGAACGCGGCAUUACUCUGCCCAAAAUCUGUCCACGAAGUGACGGAUUCUUGUAUGGAGGUCUGUGUCUGUGAGACAGUGUCGAAUUUGGUCGAGCAAAAAAUGUAACUGCUAAUUUUCCACGUGAGGCUUAUUUGAUCGAAUACACGUUUCGUAAUUGUGAGGUUGUUACGAAUGCACUAUAUAAGUGGCCGCACGUGGCGUUUCGGCAAUUUGGGAAAAAACUACUACAUUUAUAUUGGAGCUGUGCGUGUUGUUCACUCGCGUAUCUUCCCUUUCUGAUUGGCUAGAAUGGUCCCACCUGAUAUUGACUCCUCCCGUUUGCCUUCCAUCUUUGAGGACAUGUAUUUCCAUUUUUCAGUCAUUUGUUAGAGCAGCUACUCGACUAUCUUGUCAAUAUAAUAGAUCAUCUUCGGUUCAGUCAAAAAACUGGAGCUUUGACGUCACACCACUAUUUUCCGCAGGAUUAAAGAUGGCUCCGCAUCAUGUACUAAAGUGCUGUCAACGGAGUUUAGCUUGGAUACCUGUUAUUUUCAUCAACCUGGUCGUUGGCUGGUCUUAUUAUGCAUACGUCGUGGAACUCUGUAUCUUUACAAUCCCAAAUAAUGCAGAAAAAAUAUCAUACCUGGUUGUCUUCCACCUGUUCUUCAUCAUGUUUAUCUGGUCCUACUGGAAGACUAUCUGCAGUAGGCCUGCCAGCCCCUCUAAAGAGUUUUGUCUGGCCAAAGUGGAGAAGGAGCAGUAUGAGAAGGAGCAGUCAGACGCUCAGCAGGACAUCCUGAAGAAAGCGGCCAUAGGAUUGCCUGUCUACACACGCACUGGGACCGGAGCCGUCCGGUACUGUGAACACUGUCAGGUGAUCAAACCCGACCGCUGCCACCACUGCUCCACCUGUGACAUGUGUGUACUGAAGAUGGAUCAUCACUGUCCAUGGGUGAAUAACUGUGUUGGAUUUUCGAACUACAAGUUCUUUGUCUUGUUUCUGGCCUACUCCAUGCUGUAUUGUGUGUUUAUCGCUGCUACUGUCUUGCAGUAUUUCAUCAAAUUCUGGACACAUUGCCGAAGGAGAUCUGUUGGGGAUUGUCCUCAGAAUCAGCUGCCCGACACUCACGCCAAAUUCCACGUGUUGUUUCUGUUUUUUGUGGCGGCAAUGUUCUUCAUCAGCAUCCUGUCGCUUUUCAGCUACCAUCUCUGGCUUGUGGGAAAGAACAGGACCACCAUAGAGGCUUUCAGGGCUCCUGUCUUCAGAAAUGGCCCAGACAAAAAUGGCUUCUCUCUGGGCUUCAGUAGGAACGUGGUGGAGGUGUUUGGAGACCAGAAGAAGUACUGGAUGUUUCCCAUCUACACCAGUCAUGGUGAUGGACACAGUUUUGUCACCCGGUUGCUGACCUUAGAUCCUGAGCAAAUAGCUGUGGGCCUCCAGAUCAACGGCAAAAGCUCUGUAGAUGGUCUGGCAAGCCCCAAGCACAUCCUUGGCAACAACAUUAACCACAUUGAGGGCCAUCAGGAUGACGUAGCCCAGACGGUAACUGUGACCAUGGAGACUGAAUCAUAGACAGAAACCAGCCUUUUAUCACAUGCAGUACCCCUACUACCAUGGACAAAAUGUCAAGUAAACGCUCUCGAAUAGCCGCCAUCCUUUCUAUUGUCGUUCUUAUGACCACCAAACAGCAUCCCUGUUACCAUGGACAAACCCUGGACUGUCAUGGACACGACAUCUGUCACCAGAGCUUUAAUCAGCUUUCAGUUUCCAUCCUCACCAAACACAUGCAGAUGCGUUUUCUUUGUUGCUAACCAAAAACGCACAACAAUAUUUUUUUGGUAACUAUUAUUAAUCUCUGGAACUGCUCUGUUUUUCAAGCCAAAAAAAGAAUACUCUUUGCACUAGGUCAGAUAAGUGCAGGAAAAGAAUACUCUUUGCACUAAGUCAGAUAAGUGCAGGAAAAGAAUACUCUUUGCACUAGGUCAGAUAAGUGCAGGAAAAUAAUACUCUUAGCACUAGGUCAGAUAAGUGCAGGAAAAUAAUUGCUUUACAGUUAUACGCCUCCGUCAAAUCAGUAUUCACUUGCUUUAUUGGGAAAAAUGAAGAGGUCACUGUGUCUUAGCACAGAAAAUGUGUUAGUGGCUUUGAUUUGAUUAAACCCAGAGGAUACAAUGUUGUGUCUUGAGGCCCUGAAGGUCAUGAGCACUACUGUCUCAGUUGAUUGUAGCGUGUGUGUACUGUAUGCACUUUACACUUGAAUCCUGUGACUGGUGCUAAGCAUAUCCAUUGAUUUCAAUAGGACAGUAGGUUUAUACGAACCACGGCUUUGUAGGACCCUAUGCCUCACCCAAAAUCCUCUCCUGCUCUGUAUCAUCGGAACUUAAAUGUGCAUUGUGCCUUCAGGACAGUAUGGAAGAACAAAGGUAUAGUACAGUGCCAUAGUUGACCGUAGCAUGGUGUAAUAACUUUACAAUUUAUAUAGAUGGAAAUGGAACCCGGAGAGCAUUUUUGUUUACAAUUUUACGGGCCAAAUCCCCACUCAUGUUUUGCACAAUUCCGUGCAUCAGUGAUGAUAUACACUGAGUGUACAAAACAUUAGGAAAGCCUUUCCUAAUAUUGAGUUGCACCCCCCUCAGAACAGCCUCAAUUUGUCGGGGCAUGGACUACAAGGUAUUGAAACUUUUCAACAGGGAUCCUGGUCCAAUUUGACUCCCAAUGCUUCCUACAGUUGUAUCAAGUUGGCUGGGUGUCCUUUGGGUGGUGGACCAUUCUUGAUACACUUGCAAAACAAACUGUUGAGUGUGAAACCCAGCAGCAUUGCAGUUCUUGACACUCAACCAGGCACCUACUACCAUACCCUGUUCAAAGGCUCUUAAAUAUUUUGUCUUGUCCAUUCACCCUCGGAAUGGCACACAUACAUAAUUCAUGUCUCAAGGCUUAAAAAUUCUUCUUUAACCUGUCUCCACCCCUUCAUCUAUACUCAUUGAAGUGGAUUUAACAGGUGACCAACAAGGGACCAUAGCUAUCACCUGGAUUUACCUGGUCAGUCUCAUGUUCCUAAUGUUUUGUACACUCAGUGUAUGUGACCAGGUAGAUUUAUUUAUUUUUUUAAUCAAGAAUUGUUGGGAGUCAACACAGUUUUUUUCAGAGGUGUGAUAUCAGAGGUGUAUAAUUCAUUAACAUUGGACAGCAUUGUUACUCCAUUAAGUAUUUAUUUUCAAGGCUUCUUUUAAGUUGCAGAUUUUCCAUAGUUUAUUUUUGCCAUAUAUUGUUUUCAGAUAUGUAGCGUUUUUUAAACUGAGUUUAUGAAGAUUAAGGUAUCUGUGAAGUCAUCACUUUUGUUCGCGAGAGGGGACUUUUGACACAUUUCACAGGAAAGUGAGAUGAAUUGUUUGAUGUCAGAGUUCUAUCUUUGAGAAUAAGGAAUUGCUAUUUGUGUUCACUUUAUGCAAUUCCUGACUUCUCAAUCGGAUGAAUGGCAUACAUAUGGAGAAAAACGGAAGGCUUUGUACCAUGUUUUUUAAAGCACAUUUUACAUCACAAAUGCUGCUUUCUUUCAUUAUUAUUGCUGUUUUCUUAUUAUUUGAUUGUUUUGUCGUGGACGAUGUACAAUGUUGAGCAUAUACAUAAAUAUUUAAUGUACUGAACCAGCUUUGUUAAUACCAGUAGGCCAGUUUCCAUGUGUAGUAGUCCCUGGGGAAGUUACUGUUCUGCUGUAGUAAAUCAUGCCAGGAUGCUCAUAGACCACCAAGAGGAGGCUAGAGCUAGACAUCAACCUCUCAAUGGACACUUUUUAUUAUUAUUUUUUAAAUCAGAAUAUUUGUGAUCGGGUUUCUCAAUUUCCAACUGACUAUGAUCCAUGUGGUUUUUAGGAGAGUUGUUUUGGAAUUUGCAAGCGGUUUGUUUACUGGAUGCAUAAAUGUUUGUAUAACACCCUAUCGUGGAGGAAUGUAGAGUGAGAGCAUUGUGACUAACCAGAAAUCCUAACUUUCUCAUUUUAAAUGAAUGCCAUAGAGAAGUAUUUUGUGCAUUGUAUAUUCACAAAAUCUGUUGACGGUAAAUCAUGGACCAAUUUCCUGUUUCAUUUUUUUUUUUAAAUAAUAUCUUAUUUUUUUAUUGAAGCUGUUUUGCAUGUUAAGUAUUUUCUCACUAUUUGUACUACCCUGUCAGCCAGUUUUGGUUGUUCAUGUUUUUUUUAAAAUAUAAUCUAAAUGUGGAAAUAAUUUUCACAAAGUUCAAUAAUUGUUUAUUUUGUAGAUGAAUACACUGUAUUAAUGUGUACAUUUUAACAAUAAAUACUGUUUUUAGUGCA